This is a messenger RNA of Anguilla rostrata (American eel), 908 nucleotides long. Its product is annotated as taste receptor type 1 member 1-like. Gene Ontology annotation, cellular component: plasma membrane. Bases 87 to 908 code for a protein of 273 amino acids. NCBI's taxonomy places the organism in Eukaryota, Metazoa, Chordata, Actinopteri, Anguilliformes, Anguillidae. The record is from RefSeq and is a predicted model, not a curated record. Gene Ontology annotation, molecular function: G protein-coupled receptor activity. The transcript has a single exon. Gene Ontology annotation, biological process: G protein-coupled receptor signaling pathway.
AUGGUAAUUUAUUGUCUCCUCUAAUACAUCUUUUUAGCUUAUAUUGGCUGAAGUGAAAUUUACAAUGCAGAAAUAAAUGUAUCCACAUGAUUUCUUUAAAUUUACAGGUAAAUUAUGGAUCAGCAAGCUCCAGUUUAAGUGAUAAAAAUGUAUAUCCAUCCUUCCUACGAACAGUAACCAGCAACAGAGGUCAAGUACAGCUCAUCAUUCGCAUUUUACAGAGGUUCAACUGGACCUGGAUAGCAUUCAUAAGCUGCGACAAUGAUUACAGUCGAGAUGCCCUUCAACUCUUCAUUGAUGGCAUAAGAAAGACCAGCAUCUGCUUGGCUUACCAGGAUGAACUCACAAAAGAUUCAAAACACGACGUCACAUUUCGCAACAUACAAAUAUUACAAAUACAUGUCAUCAUAGUUUACACUUUGCAUGCAUAUGCAGUUUCAUUCAUCGAAUCAGCCAUAAAGAACAAUGUACAAGACCAGGUAUGGAUUGCAAGUGAUGCCUGGUCUUUGAGUAAAGAAAUUAAAUCUAUCAAUGGACUCAGCACCAUUGGUACUAUUAUUGGAACAACAGAAAAGGUUGUGAGCUUACCUGGGUUUACAGAAUUUGUCCACAAAUCUCAGGACCACAGUAAACCCAUUGAAUGCAAAGACAGAAAACUCCAGGAUUUUACAGCAACCUGUAAUCAAGCUUGCUAUAACUGCUCUUACAUCGACCCAAUCAAAAUAAUUACUGAAGAUCCAUCUUAUAACUUUGCCAUUUACUCUGCAGUUUAUGUUGUGGCAAAAGCCUUGCAUAACUUACUACAGUGUGGCUCGAAAGGAUGCAAUAAUACUGAACGGGUGUACCCAUACAAGGUAAGCACAUCACUGCUUGCAUACAGACUCUCCCCAAGACUGUGUACAUUCUAA